CACACACACACACACACACACACACACACACACACACACGGUGGUGGACAGCCUCUACGCCUCGAUGUGGGCUCGGGGACGGCGGAUAUCGUGGAGAUAAUGGAUUAAUAAUCGAUACACGGACCGAGCGCGGGUUUUUUCUUUUUCUCUGAAAGACAGGGUUUGAUAAAUGAAAAAAAGAACGCUCCCCUCGCCAUGGAGAACCAAGCGGGAGAGCAGCAGAGCUACGAAGACGUGCAGAAAAGCGGGUACCUCCGCAAGCAUAAAUCGAUGCACCGGCGGUUCUUCGUGCUGAGGGCGGCUUCGGAGCAGGGUCCGGCGCGCCUUGAGUACUACGAGAACGAAAAGAAAUUCCGUAGUAAAUCCCCGGUCCCCAAGAAGACCCUGAACCUGGAGACGUGCUUCAACAUCAACAAGCGGGCGGAUUCCAAGAACAAGCACAUGAUCGUGCUGUACACCCGCAGCGAGAGCUUCGCUAUCGCCGCAGACACCGAGGAGGUGCAAGACGAGUGGUACCAGGCCAUGCUGGACCUCCAGUGUAAUUUUAAAGCCCCUGACGACUGGGGCAGCAGCGGCGAGUGCAGCUCCCCCUCCCCGGUGCCCACCUUCAAGGAGGUGUGGCAGGUCAAGGUGUGGCCCAAGGGCCUGGGCCACGCCAGGAACCUGGUGGGCAUCUACCGGCUGUGCCUGACCGACAAGACGGUCAACUUCGUCAAGCUCAACUCCGAGGUGGCCUCCGUGGUGCUGCAGCUCAUGAACGUGCGCCGCUGCGGCCACUCGGAGAACUUCUUCUUCAUCGAGGUGGGCCGCUCGGCCGUCACGGGCCCGGGGGAGUUCUGGAUGCAGGUGGAGGACUCGGUGGUGGCGCAGCACAUGCACGAGACGCUGCUGGAGGCCAUGAAGGCGCUCAGCGAGGAGUUCCGGCAGCGCAGCAAGUCCCAGUCGGUGGGCACGUCGUGCGGCGGCGGCACGGCCUCCAACCCCAUCAGCGCCCCCAGCCGCCGCCACCACCCCAACCUGCCCCCCAGCCAGGUGGGCUUCUCCCGCCGGGCCCGCACCGAGACCCCGGGCACGGGGGGCAGCAGCACCAGCACCUCCCCCACGUCCCGCCACGGCUUCCCCAGGGCGCGCACCGCCAGCAUCGGGGCGCGGUCGGAGGAGGGCGGGGCCUGCGGCAAGGGCACGUGGGCCAGCUCCAGCCCGAGCCUCAACAGCUCCUGCUCCACCACGCCCACGCUGAGGCCCAAGCCCACCCGGGCCCCCACGCCCGCCAAGAUCACCCUCAGCCUGGCCCGGUACACGCCCAACCCCACGCCCUCCCCGGCCCCCAGCCUGUCCUCCAGCUCCGGCCACGGCUCAGAGUGCGGCCUGAUCGGGGCGGCGGCGGGGGGGAUGGCCAUCUGCUCGUACCCCCGGGCCCCUCAGAGGGUCUCCGUCUCGGGGUCCCCCAGCGACUACGGCUCCUCGGACGAGUACGGCUCCAGCCCCGGCGAGCACUCCCUCGCGGUGCCCCACCUGCCCGGCACGUCGCACUUCGGCAUCGGCGGCCACCUCGGGCACGGCGAGGGCCCCGCCAGCUACCUCGUCAUGGGCCACCGGGAGGGGCUCCUGGCCUCGGGCCACCGCUCCAAGGGCCGGCGGAUCCUGCGGCGCUCCUCGGGCCGGGAGUGCGAGGCCGAGCGCCGGCUGCUGAGCAAGAGGGCGUCGCUGCCCUCGGCCGCCGCCCGCGACCGCCUCGGGCCGCGCCGGAAGGACGAGGACGACGAGGACGACGAGGAGUACGCCGUCAUGUGCCGCAGCCCCAACGACACGACGGACCGGCCGCCCGGCCCGGGGGAGGGGGGCCGCCCGGGCGGGGGCGGGGGAGGGGGGCCGGCGGGGGACGCGUCGUCGUCGGGGGAGGCGAGGAAGAGCGGCGGCGGGGUCGGCCGAGGGGACGGCGAGGCCGGCGGCUACAUGGCCAUGGUCCCCGGCGGAGCGGCGUCCCCGCCGGGCUCCCUCGCUCUCGCGGCGGCGGCGGCGGCGGGCGCGGCCGGCGGCGGCGCCAAGCCCGCGGCCGCCGACGAGUACAUGGCCAUGACGCCCAACAACAGCGCGUCGUCCCCGCAGCCCAUCCCCCCGCCGGGCGCCGAGGGCUACAUGCUCAUGUCCCCCAACGGCGGCUCCUCCGACCUCCAGGGGCUGGUGGCCUGGGGGAGCCGCUCCAGCGUGGAGAGCCGCCCGGCCAGCGACUACAUGAACGUCUCCCCCGGCAGCAGCCGCUCGGCCUGCAGCACGCCCCCCUCCCACCCGGAGCAGCACCCCCUGCAGCCCAAGAUGUUCAACUCCUACUUCUCCCUGCCCAGGGCGUACCAACACACCCUCUACACCCGCUUCGAGGACGACCUGAGCCAGGGCCAGGGCGGCGAGGGCGGAGCCGGCCACGAAGCAGGGGGAGGAGGGGGAGGAGGGACAUACAGCAAGAGGAACAAGAUGGCGGCAGGUCCCGCAGGAAGCCGUCCUCUGUCCCUGUCCUCCUCCUCCUUCUCCUCCAGCUCGGCCAGCAGUGAGAGCCUGGAGGACAAGUCCCUGGUGGCGGGGCGGGGGUUGAGUGUGUUGCGAGCGGGCGGAGCAUGUGCCAAAGACGGACGCCACGCGAGGAGCGCGUCGGGCGGUAAGGGCUCACAGCAGGGGAGGAGGAGCCGGCCCCCCGGCGCGUCCUCGGACAUGGCCAAGGCCAACACCCUACCGAGGGCCAGGGAGAACCUGCAGCCCUCCGUCGCUCACAGCGUGGGCGAGUACGUCAGCAUCCAGUACGGCGAGGACGGAGAGUGCAACGGACGGCGUCGCUCGGCGUCCCGGCACGGUCAGGCGGUCCACGGCCCCCUCGGGCCCCUGGACCGCUCGGUCCUCUGUCGGGACAGCCCCACCAACCUCUCGCGCAGCUUCUCGGCGCCACUGUCCGCCUCUGCUGAGUACGUCAGCAUGGAGGUGGGGAGGUCCUCUGCGUCCCCGCGGACCCCUGCCCGCUCCAAGUUCACCACCCCGCCCGCGGCCUCCCCCAAGUCCAGAGACGGUCGCAGUGCUAAGUCCUCGCCCCUUGCAGCAGAAGGCCACAGCAGUUACAGAACAAGCGCUGCCCUCCCAACGGACACCCCCAAAGGGCCAGAUCCUCCUAGUAAGCGUUCUUCUUCUAACACCGCGGCCAGACCCCAAGCUCACUCUGGCCAACUGCCGUUCCAGCCGGACCCUAGCCUCGGUUUCUCCCCGAUCGAGUCGUUCUCGUCUCCCGGCCGGAGCGGCCGACUGGCGCGAGGUGACUCCCAGGGUCUGAGGAGCCCACGUGCAGGCGAGGCGUUUGGGCCUACUCCUUCAAUGUCUUCUCUGAGCGCACUCUACCCGGAGGCUGGCCAGUCCGCGGCCCAUCUGUCGGCCUGGGACUGCUCGUCAUGGGAGGGCGGGCAGGCGGCUGGGUCCGCGGUGGCGCCAGCCCAAGCUGACUCCUUUACUGCUGAACCAGGCCUGAACUACGUUGACCUUGACCUGGCCAUGGCGGAGAGCCCCCAGGCCGGGGUAGAGCAUGCCCUGGCCCCUUACAACAUGGCAGCGAGUGGCCUGGGCAGCUCCGCUGGUGCCAGUCUCAACACCUAUGCCAGUAUUGACUUCUACAAGUCUGAGGAACUGAGGGGACAUCAGACCAGUAGGAAAGAUAUUCAAGAUUGUUAGCGUUCCUCCAGGUUUUCAAACUGUGCUCCUGCUAGGUCUCAGACCGAACCUGCUCUCAGCCUGCUAAGGACCCGAGAGCCACAGUAGGCCUAUUCUUCGUUUCUCCAAAUGUCUCAACACCAGAACAGUCUACUCCAAGUCGAUCUCUUUUGAGCAUGGAUGCUUCCCAUCUCAUGUUUUGCUUACCCAGACGUGUGCCAAAAGUCCACAGCUCUCUUUACAAACAAUUCUCUUCAGCGAAAGAAAACAAACAUCAGCCCUACCAGGAGAAAAACUCUUUGUUUUGGCAGCAGGUUUAUGAAUAUCUUUUUUUAUUUUUCAAUUUUGCCAAAUAGUAUUCCAACAUAGAUUAGGCCGAAAAACCCAUUGGUGUGUCCAAAUAUUUGUAUUGUACAAUACUGAUAAAAAACAACAACAUAAUUUUGUCUAAUCCCCCCGCACAACUCAACUCAAAUCCAAUGAUACUCAAUUUCUCAAGCAAUUUUACGAUUGAAAUGCCUUUUUCAGUUGCAGAAACACAUAGUUUACACACCUGGACUCUUUACUUGAAUACACAGAACCUUCAUAACAAAUUACCUUUGGAAUCAUUUAGAGGCGUCAACCUGUUAAUAUUAUUGGUGCAGUACCUUUUCUGCAUAGAGACACUGAUGAAUGCAUAUGAUUUCAACAAUAUUAUUAAUCAUUUAUACACACUACUCUUUCUUUACGUCUUAAGUUUAUAGGUAAGAGAGGUAAAAAAAAAAAGACUUACUAAUAAAGAACGAUUUAUAAUUGUUUUGUAUGGUGCACAAACAACAACACACACACACACACACACACACACACACACACACACACACACACACACACACACACACACACACACACACACACACACACACAUACCUACAGACAACAUAAACUUGUAUAAUGUUAAACUAUUUAUUUGUGCCAAAAAUACUUCAAAAUACAUUGAUCGAAUGAGAUUCAUAAUUUCGUAAGGUAACGAUCGCAUUCGUAAAUAAACCCAACAGUUGCAUUUUGCUUUCUCCCAAGCCAAAACCGUAAAACAAAUUAUAUAUCUAUCUACCCAGUGAACCCUUGUCACACAUAAUGCACACAUAAACAAGAUGAAAACCCAUUUGAUGAUUAAACCUUUUAGCAAACCAAUAAAAGCUGUAAUUAUAGUUGAUCAAUUAUUCAGUUCACCUCAGUCAGUACAAGUUCCAAAUACAACAAGCUGAUUAUUAAAAGCGGUUUGUAUUCCUCAUAGUCUUGUGAGAAACAGAACUGUAAAUAUACCAAAAUAAAAUACUCAAUAGAAUUAUUAUAUUGGUAAAGAAAUGUUUUCAACAACUUUGACCUUGAAUCUUGUAAAACUACAAGAUUCAUUAAUUCCGAGUUAAAAGAAGACGAAGACGAAGGAAGAGGUUCUAAAUUGGAUUGUUGACGAUUUGGUUCAUACCAUUUUUUUUUUAAUUUCUUUGAAGAUUGGAAAGAGAUUAGACACACAAAUUUGUGAGAUCACUGUGGGGGAUUUUGAGGCACAACUACUGUUGCAUAAUACAUAACCAGACAUUUGUAUUGUGCUUUGAGACAUACCUGUAUAUUUUACUGAAGUAUAAGCUAUAGCUUAAUCUACAAUAGCUUUUGUACGAAACAUCGUAGAUACUGUAGUUUGUUUUUACAUUUGCAUUACAGUAAACACAGUUGUAAUAUAAAAUAAUACAUUUCCAAUGGAAUAUAAGAAAAUAAUAUACAUAUAAAACGCGUCAUACUAUUUAGUCUUCAUAUCUAUUUACUCUUAUAAAGUGCCUAAUUUCUGAUUGUAGCUGAUCGUACACAGAUUACAGUACUUCAAUCGUAGUUUUACAGAACACAGAACAGAGAGCUAGCUAUUAGUCAAACAGUGAUCAGAUUGCCUUACUGUGUUUGCCAUGAAUCCACUUCCACAUUUUACUUUAUGCCGUGCCUAACACUUCAGCCAAAAUGUAAGCACUCACCCACCUCUGUUUGGCUUCAUCUAGCUGAAGUUUGGCCUAAAAAUUCUCUCUCUCUCUCUCUCUCUCUCUCUCUCUCUCUCUCUCUCUCUCUCUCUCUCUCUAACUCUCUCAAUAUAUAUAUAAUUUGUAUUUUUUUUUACUUUUCUUUCAUCUAUCUUCCUGUGCGCUGCUGUUUGCUUUCCAUCACAUUAACCUUUGGUGCUCUGAGAUAAUUGCCAAAAAACAAAUCAAACUCUGAAGCAUAAAUCUAGUCAUAGGUUGGAUUUUUUUUUUCAAAACUAUGAUAUAGCCUUGUUUCAUAUUUCAGCAAAGACUAAGUAGUUUGACUCAUAGAAAAUAACUUGUGCAUUACAAUGACAGAGGUGCUGCUUAAAUGAGUUUGGUCAGUUUUUAGACAAAAGCACUAUAUAUGCUAAGCUAUCUAAUGCUUAUUAGCGUGUGCUGGUAGCAGUUGUAAAGCAACUCAGUGUGCAGUGUUACUGCGCCAUCGUAGACAUUUAAGUAUUUAUGAAAAUUGUAAUGCCAACUUGCAUAUCAAAAGGAUGGAUCCCAUUUGAUAGCAAGGCAGUGAUAUAACCAAGCUGCCAGAAACAUCAACUAGACAUGACCAAACUCUUUAAAUCAAAAGCUCUCACACUUUUAUACAGGGGGUUGAAAAAGGCAGUUUUAUGGUGUACUUUGACAGUAUUAGUAUGUUACCUUUAUAUUUUCUUUUCUGUGAAAAUGUUUUAACAGGGCUCGGGAUGACACAAUACUUUUUAACCUUUUACAGCGCUAUAUUGAAUUACAGAUUAACAUUACUAUAUAAAAAGCUUAUAUAUGCAAACUCUGCUGUUAAUAUAUUUUGUAAAACAUUACAUUUUCAAUAUAAUUCAAGCAACUGAAUCAAUAACAGGUGUUCAAGACAUAUAAAGGUCAAAGACAAUGUUUCCGUCAACAUUAUUCAGGCAACUGGAAGAUUUUAACACUACCUUGGAUACUGCAUAAUAUCUGACUUAUUAAUAUCUGGCUUGGCCUCACCACAUCACUUACCCCCCUAGCCCCCUCAACUAAAAGGACACUUAAGUGCCUGGCUUUGAUCGAAAAUUCACCAGUAUCUGAUUUUAUUACACUCAGCGUCUCCAGUCACUUGAAUUGAGCAAUUAAUGUUGAUUCAAUGCGGAAAAAAAACCCUGUUUAAAACCAGGUCCUGGAAAAUAUAGUCUUUCUUGCAUUUAAACCGAACAAGCAUUCUGAUUCAGUUGAGCACAACACUGCAAAACUUUUGGCUUCACGUGAACAAGUUUUGUUUUGGACAUACAAUUUCUGUCUAGCAAAUACGCUUGUUGCCCUAUGAGUUUUGCAGCUGAUAUUGAACAAAAAAUAUUUAAAUUGAAGGUUGGUUCUUUUUCCAUUUCGCAGAUCAUGUAUUUAUAGCAUUUUUACUUGAAACCUUUUUAAUGUUAUUCUCUUUGAAAUCAGUUAUCAUCAUAACAAAUAAGAUUUCCCAUAGUCCAUUGCUGCCAGCAUUACUUGUACUGACGACGAUCCUCCUUGGCAAUCUCUCGUGUGAUGCGUAUGAAUUCUAUUCAUGGGAUCGUCCCACGUUUACCUUCUCCAAGGGAUCUUCUAUCGUUCCUCCAUUACUCCCUCGGCAGCCUUGAUGCUGGGGGAUUCUCCUGCUCGAGACUCCUUUACCUCAUACUCUCAAUUCCUCACAACCGUUUGCAGUUAUGAAAAGACAUUUAUGAAGUGGAGUUCUGAAAAAGGUUAAAGAUAUUACUGAAUUUAACGUUUGCGGUUCUGAAAAGGGUUAAAGAUAUAAAGGAAUUUAUUGUUUGCAGUUCUGAAAAACUUUAAAGUUAUUACUGAAUUUAUCGUUUGCAGUUCCUAUAAAGGGUUAAAGAUAUUACUGAGCUGAACGUUUGCAGUUCUGAAAAGGGUUAAGGAUAUAACUGAAUUUAAAUACAAAAAAGACUCUAUGAAAGCUUUGGAUUUGAGCAGAUAUGUUUGUCUUUUUCUUUAUUUUUUUUACUACGUUUACUGCCUUAGGCUGUCUUAUGUAUUAGCACUAUACAGCAUUGUAUAAAUGAGCUUUGCAUUUAUGAAUUAUCAAAAUUCUCUAAGUCUGACGAUUUUCAAUUUGAAUGAGAGACUAAUGUCGUCUCUUCAGGAUUUUACAAAACAGUGAUGUUGAAAUUGUUGUUGAAAUGAGGCAUAUAAAAAUGAUUUAUAUGCCAUCCAUUGUGAAUAAUGAUACUGUAUGUACAAUCAGAAAUGUGAUUAUGAAUGCAAAGGAGAAAACAUUGUAUUUAUUUUAAAGCUAUUGAUAAUACUUUGAUAAUAAUGUAUAGAAAAAGAAAAGAAAAAUAGCUAUGUAAAGUAUACUGUGUAUAAACAAAUUUGUUCUAAGGGGGGGAUGGGCAUGGGGUUGAUUUAGUUCACAGCCAACUGUUUAAAUCGGAAUAUUGAUGAUUCUUGUCUGUGACGUAGACAAUGUUUCUGUUUUAUUAUUUUCUUUUUAUAUAUAAAAGGUAAAAUCAUCUGAAAAUAGUACGAUUGUGUUUGUGUUCUUUGUCUGUGUUUUCAUGAAAAGUUUGGAAAUGUCUUAAGAACUACUUAGAUCAGUCAAGACUUUAUUAAGUCAAUGGCCCUCUAUCAUACUGCUCUGGCAUAAGCCUUGCACGAGGGGCGCACGUCUUUAAUCUCAUAUACAGUCUCCAUAUUAUGUCUUCAAAUGGGUCAGUAGCAAUGUCCUAAGAAGUCAUUAUGCUUAAUUAGCCAACAGACCUGGCAACAGUUGCAAUGCGGCGUCAUGAA
Molecule: messenger RNA, 8486 nt
Organism: Gadus morhua (Atlantic cod)
Lineage: Eukaryota; Metazoa; Chordata; Actinopteri; Gadiformes; Gadidae
Product: insulin receptor substrate 1
Exons: 4
Coding region: 196-3705 (1169 amino acids)
Biological process (GO): insulin receptor signaling pathway
Cellular component (GO): cytosol; plasma membrane
Molecular function (GO): phosphatidylinositol 3-kinase binding; insulin receptor binding
Source: RefSeq, a predicted model, not a curated record